AUGCCAAUCUCCAUUCUCGACAUUGAAGGCACUGUGUGUCCCAUCAGCUUCGUCAAAGAGACUUUAUUUCCCUAUUUCCUCGAUAAAGUACCGGAAUACUUGAACACGGUCACUUUUCCUUUAGAUCCAUCCCACGGUGCCCUCGCAAAAACACUUCUGGGGUUUCCAUCUGAACAUACUCAAAGCAAGGACACUUUAUUACGUCACCUCAGGCAAUUGGUCGAAAAUGACGUCAAGGAGGUGAACUUGAAGGCCUUUCAAGGAACUGUUUGGAAGGAGGGUUACGAAAAGGGCGACAUAAUGGCUCCAGUGUACCAAGAUGCUAUAGAUUUCAUAAGGAGUCCAGAGAAUAAGAUCUACAUAUAUUCAUCGGGGUCAAUUCCAGCCCAGAUAUUGCUCUUCCAACACGUAAACGUUGAGGGAAAAUCCACCGACUUGACCUCGUUCAUUCUGGGUUACUUUGAUAUAAGCACUGCUGGGUACAAGCAGGAAAGAAAAACCUACGAAAAGAUAGUCAAGGAAAUAAGCGCGCCGGCCAGCGAACUCACCUUCUACUCAGACGUGACUAAAGAAGUCGAAGCUGCUACAGAAGCUGGUCUUAAAGCGGUAAUAGUUGUGCGUCCAGGGAACGCUCCACUUUCGGCUGGAGACAAAGACAAGUUCAAAGUGAUUGAGAGCUUUUCAACUGUGAAUUGA
Molecule: messenger RNA, 696 nt
Organism: Candidozyma auris
Lineage: Eukaryota; Fungi; Ascomycota; Pichiomycetes; Serinales; Metschnikowiaceae
Product: putative acireductone synthase
Exons: 1
Coding region: 1-696 (231 amino acids)
Molecular function (GO): acireductone synthase activity; magnesium ion binding
Source: RefSeq, a predicted model, not a curated record